Molecule: messenger RNA, 3755 nt
Organism: Manduca sexta (tobacco hornworm)
Lineage: Eukaryota; Metazoa; Arthropoda; Insecta; Lepidoptera; Sphingidae
Product: scavenger receptor class B member 1
Exons: 12
Coding region: 174-1913 (579 amino acids)
Cellular component (GO): cytoplasm; membrane
Molecular function (GO): scavenger receptor activity
Source: RefSeq, a predicted model, not a curated record
GUGAUAAAACGUUUCUUCUGUUUUGAAAAAUAUAUUAUUCUAAUUUUAAAAAUAAUAAUAGCAACGGAGGACUUUUAGUCUUAAAAAAGUAAAUAUCCAUAAAACUCACAGGAUUAAAAAAACAAUGAACGCGUGAUUUUCUUUUAAAAAAAUAUCCUAUUAGAACUUAAAAAAUGGAUCAAGUAAACAACGACAAAAUGAUACCUUCGGUGCCAAUGCUGCCGAAAGGAAAUGAAGAAAAACUUGUCAUUAUCGCACCUCAUAAUGGAGUGGGUAAAAUUUUAAUUAGAGAAGAUACAAUGGUGGGAAAUAUCCAGGGGUGUGCAACAUGCGGCAGGGGACAAUUUACGUGUUCAGGUGUUAAAAACCAGUGGUCCGCUUUAUGUUGGGGGAAACAGUCUGGAAAAAAAUAUUAUACAUCACUAGUGAUACUCACAGCAACCUUCGUGCUCAGUUUAAUCGGCACGAUAUGCUUCUGCUUUACCAACACAAUCAAUGAUGCUGUGUUAUCGAGCAUGGUGAUCCGAAACAACUCCAUAGCGUACUCAAUAUGGCAGCACCCGAACGUGCAGCCCUUGAUGAAGGUGAGGCUGUUCAACUACACCAAUUGGGACCGAGUGCGGCUCGGGCUGGACGAGCGGCUCCAUGUGCAGGAGGUCGGGCCGUACGCGUACUCGCAAGACUUAGAACGAGUAAACGUAAACUUCCAAAAUGACAGAAUAACGUUCCAAGAGCGCAGUCAUUUCAAAUUCCUCCCGGACAGGACGGUCGGUGCACAGUUCGAUCAGAUCUACGUGCCGAAUCUGCCGUUACUGGGUGUGAUCUCCAAGACAGUGAGCAUGAACAUCAACACUCUGAUGCAGUUCUCCCUCAACUCCGGGCUGCAGUGGUCCGACCAUCCUGAGGCAUUCGUCAAACUGCCAGUUCACAGGUUCCUGUGGGGAUACGACGACAGCAUUAUCAACACGGCAAAGCCAUUUCUGAGCUUCGUGGGUCAGUGGAAGUUUGAAAAGUUCGGUCUACUUGCGAGCAAAAACGGCACUUUAUCGGAGAAGUUCACCAUCAACAGUGGAGAAAACGACAAGGACAGGAUGAACAUCCUCGAGAAGGUCGAUGGGGAAGAACAUUUGCCGUACUGGAGCAGCCCUGAGUGUAACAGCCUGGAGUCAUCAGACGGGUCCAUCUUCCCGCCCUCGCUGCUGGAUAGGAAGCAGACGCUCCACGUGUUCUAUCCGCAGUUGUGUCGCCGACUUCCCUUCAUAUACGAGAAGGAUGUUGAGAUUGCGGACGGAAUCCACCUCCUGCGUUACCGGAUGCCUAAGAACGUUUUCGACGAUCCCGCUAACAACCCGGCGAACCAGUGCUACUGCGAGAUCGACACGGGCACCUGCCCCCCGCGGGGGGUCAUUAACAUCACCGACUGCACCAUGGGAGCUCCAGCACUAGUGUCGUUCCCCCACUUCCACCUGGGCGAUCCUCGUCUCCGCGAGGAGGUGACCGGGCUACAACCAGACCCGGUGCUGCACGACUCUUACAUCGACUUCCAUCCUACGCUGGGAAUUGCUCUUAACGGGAAAUCUAGUCUCCAGAUCAACAUUCAAGUCAAAAAAUCCUCCACCUUCACAGUCCUCAAAGACUUGGACGAGGGACUCAUCCUGCCGGUGGCUUGGAUUGAAAUGGGCAUAGAAGAACUGCCGGAAAGCCUACGAUCUCUAGUAUACCACGGGACGUACUCGACGGCCGCUGUACAAUUAGGACUCAGCGUGUUCUGUAUCAUAGCUUUAAUUAUAUCGGGAAUCUGUCUGUUCUUCAUGUUCGAAGGCAGAAAACAAAAGUUGUGCGCGACCGUGCGAGUGGUGGGGGUGGGAACAGAACUAAAAGGGCAAACGCAACCUACUGUCCCUAGUAAAUAAAGUUACGUUCUAUCAAAUUGGCUAUUGAAAAGGUUUUUUGUGGCUUGAUGUACGCAAUUGUAAAAUGGAGUCGUUCGUCAUACACUGUAUUUUUUGUUCAGAUGAAAAAAAAAGACGAAUUGUUUAAGCAUUUCCCACGUGAAUUGCAUUAAUCUAAUUACACUUGAUCAUUUUAUUAAAGGGCAAGACCGCCAUUUUAACGACAUAAAAACACAUUCUACUGGGUUUUACGUAACCUUUAAUCGUGGCUAUGUGUUUUAAUGAUCCUACCUAAAUAUCUUCUAUGAUUUAAAAUUUGCUAUAAAAUCCUGAGACAGGAAGAUCUCAACACAACCUUGGACAAUGAUCCACAUCGGCCAUGCUCCUCUGAUGGUCAAAUGGCUAAGAUAGUUAAAUAAGUGUAAAAUGCGAUCAAUGUUAUAUAAUAUGCAGGUUUGUUUCUACCAACACCAUUAUCCUUCAUCAGCUUUGUACAUUAACGAAUUAAUGAAUGAAUUUUAUUUAUUUCGAUCUUCAGUGGUUAUUCGCAAUAAAACUACUUCCUUAGUUUAAAUAUUUUCACCACGUUUGGUAACUACCCAAAAGGCCCCGUUAUGAAACGGACUAAGCGGUUAGGCAUAAUAUAAAGGUAAAAGGACUCUCCCACCAGCUAUUCAUUGUUCUUUCAGCACUAAGUCCUAACUCUAUUGUAGAAUCUCAUUUAUUUUAUGUAUUUUUUUGAUACACUAUAUUAACAUAAUUAGGAAAGAUUAUUAUAUUUAAAUAUUUCGGACAGGCGCUAGAUUCGUAAGUUUUACUUGCGUAACUUUGGAAUACGUAAGCUGGUUACAGUAAUGUAGAAAAUUUUUCGCCACUUUUAAGUUACGUGUGUUAUAGUGUAAAUUUACGAAGUUCUGAAGGCUAAACAUGAGUACAUUUAUUGUAAUUAACUUACGUUAAUAUAUGUAAGUAAAACUUACAAAUAUAACACCUGCCUUAAAAAUAUACCGUGGAUGAAUUUGAAUCAGACACACAGACCAACCCCCGCAGUAAAUCAAAUGUAUUUUUUAUCCAUGCCAGAUGCACAUGGAAUCUUUUAUUUCGAAGGUGGCUGUUUCUUUUUUUAGGUCCCUAGCAAGCGCGAGGCCCUAGGCGGCUUCUCUGUUUGCCAACCCCUAAGACCAACGAUUUUUUUUUGACACUGUUUAUGUGUAAUUUUUUCUAUUUAUUGCCGAUGGACGGCAUCACGGUAUAAAAGUUGAUGCUAGUUAUCUGUGGCCUUAUUCUCUAUGACACAAGGGUGAUAAUAAGGACGUAACGCAUCGUCUCGCAGACAAUAAACAUUGGCAUUCAAAAUACCAUUCCACGCUAAUUUCACGAAGAUACCGUAACACGGCCAUGUUACGAGUUUACGCUGUCAUAUAGAAUAAGGCCCCUUAGUGAUAUGUAUAAUAUUUUGUUAUUUAUUUUUAAUUUAUACCGAAGAUCUUGUUUUUUAUUCUAAAGAUUAGAUAUUAUUGUAGUUAGAUUGCGUUAUGUACUAUAUUUCUAUGCUUAUAUUUAUAUGUAGAAUAGCAUUUUUCUUUUUAUGUAAAACUCGUUUCAACAAAAACGCACAAUUUAAUUUAAAAAUAAAAAAAUUAACGAAGCAACGUGUGCGAGUACUGCUAAAUGCAAAGUAUGUUUUAGAAUAAAAUUGUCUAAUUUGUACAAAUAAAUAUAUUAGGAUUAGUUUUCUAGACUUGGUAAUGUAUACGAAGUUAGAUAAGUACCUAACCGUUGAAUAAGGAUUGCCUUCUACUUAUAGUGUCGUGAUUUCUUAGAUUGUAAGAAAAAAAUGUAAAUAAAUGUUUUAAAUUUUCA